AUGGAACUGUAUGAUGCCUCGGAUGCAGUAAUGUGCCGAGCAUUCUCACUUACCUUAUCCAACGUCGCUCGACUUUGGUUCAAGCAACUGAAGCCGAGGUCCAUUAGCUCGUUCGCAGAGCUCAGUGAUGCUUUCAUCGCAAACUUCCUUGGUCGUAAGAAAAGGCUCACGGCUUCAGUGCAUCUAAAUAACAUAGUUCAAAAGGAAGGAGAGCUCCUCAAGGACUAUAUCAAACGUUUUAACCUCGAAGCUCUUCAAGUUCGAAAACAUUCGGACGAAAUAGCUCUCAACUCCAUUAUGCAAGGAGUAAGAGACAAACCUUUUCUCUUGUCUCUGGAUAAGAAUCCACAAUCUACUUCGGCCGAGUUUAUGACUCGGGCAGAGAAGUACACCAAUGUUGAGGAAACUCGGAUCCUGCAAGAAGCAGCUCAGAACAAGAAUGCUUCAGCGAAGCAGUCAGCGAAAAAAGAGACUAAGUCAGUCAAUAUCAGUAAAAAAUGGAAAGAUGAUCGGUCUCGAGACAAAUGCAAGUCGAGCAAACAACCUGACAGCAAGUUCACGAACUACACCCCGCUCAAUAAGCCGCAAGAGCAAGUCCUGAUGGAAAUCAAAGGUGAGAACUUCGUCAGCUGGCUGAACAAACUCCGAGAAAUUGAAAGGCUCAUCAGAGAAGGUCACCUGGGCGAGCAUGUGGACCAAGGAGCCAGGACCAUGACUGCGGAAGAAUGCCCAAGUGACAACCGACCCAUAGAAGAAAUCCGAACCAUUCUCAGUGGUCAUCUGGGCGGGGGCAACUCAAACAAUGCUUGGAAAACCCAUGUAAGGAAUAUGAGUUGGCCCGAGUUCGAGAUCAUGAUUCUGGCUCAGCCUAUGAAGGAGAGAAAGUUAGAAAAAUAUAAUCUCACAUUCACUGAAGAAGAUGCUCGGGGGAUCCACUAUCGGCAUGACGACGCUUUGGUCAUCACCGUCACCAUAACGAACCUCAGAGUCUUCAGGGUUCUCAUCGACACAGGGUCGUCUACAGAUGUGUUAUUCACCCAGGCCUUCAAUAGAAUGGGAAUCGAGCAGUCUUCUUUGUGCCCCGUGAAGACUCCUUUGAUUGGCUUUUCUGGCAGGCAGGUCCUCCCCGAGGGAGCUAUAUAG
Magnolia sinica is the source of this 1143-nucleotide messenger RNA. RefSeq lists its product as uncharacterized. Bases 1 to 1143 code for a protein of 380 amino acids. NCBI's taxonomy places the organism in Eukaryota, Viridiplantae, Streptophyta, Magnoliopsida, Magnoliales, Magnoliaceae. The transcript is spliced from 2 exons. The record is from RefSeq and is a predicted model, not a curated record.